AAUGGUUGAGCAGUCGGAAGAAGGAGAUGUAACCUACAUUUAUCGGAUAUCGCACUGCGACAGUGAACACUCAGAUACUUGGCUGGGAGCCUUAUACGCCUACAAGGGAGUACUACUGAUUUUUGGUGUAUAUAUGGCUUGGGAAACUCGAAGAGUAAAAAUACCCGCCUUAAAUGAUUCUCACUAUAUAGGAAUGAACGUAUAUAACGUUGUACUAACGAGCGCUAUAGUUGUUGCUCUAUCCAGUUUAUUGGCCGAUAGGCGAGUCUCUCUCUCUCUCUCUCUCUCUCACACACUCUCUGUGUCUCUAUAUCUCUCUUCCUUCCUUCCUUCCUUCCCUUUAUCAAAAAAGGAAUUUUCCCUUAUUGUUGCCCCCCCUGCAGGCCGACCCUGUGUUACGCCGUCGUCAGUAUGUAUACUUCAAUUAAUAGGGCAAAGAUUAUUGUUUACUGACAAGGGAAUGCAUAGCGGGAAGGCUCUUGGUAGAAAAGUGUGCGGCACAUUAGUCGGGGAGGUCUACGCCAUAAUCAGGCAUAACGGAAAUCCGGUUAUUGCGUCGACCGGCAUUACGGUAGAGGCGAACACGAGGCGUUUCAUGGUUGACGACAAGCAGGAAGUUUACUACAGAGCACAAGUUCAGAAUAGAGUUUACAAGCGUCAAUUAGUUCAGCUUGAUCAGGAAAUCGCUCGUUUGGAACAACUCUUAUCAAUACCCGUUCCACCAGUUGGUCCCCUAUCCGAAGAUUUAUUAGCCCUCUUGCCAUUCGGUGAUAUAGAGAAGAAAGAGGAGCCCGUCGAGCCUAAAGCCGAAGCUCUAGCUUUUAUCAGCACGUCGGUAACAGAUAAGACAGAUGCUAGGAAAUUCUUGCGAAAAUUCUCAAUGACGGCUCUAUUAGAUAAAACUAAUAAAAAACGUUCAAAUCAAACCAGCCGUAUUUCGACGGCUUCGGAACAAAGGCCUUAUUCGCGCUCCCUUCCCUCAGAGAAGCCUGCAAUAGUUGAGGAAGAGAAUCAAGAUGUGAUAACAAAUGAGGAAUAUCGCGAGAAUAGUCCGCCCACCUCGUCGACUAAAGCUGCAGAUAACAACGAAGACGACGGCUACGUCUAG
Messenger RNA from Dimorphilus gyrociliatus, 1108 nucleotides. NCBI's taxonomy places the organism in Eukaryota, Metazoa, Annelida, Polychaeta, Dinophilidae. The record is from the annotation of a GenBank genome assembly.